UAUGGAAAAUGUGAACCUUCUUUUGGAAGAAUACAAAGAAAAUUUGUUCAAAGGUGACAAGGAUUUAAAGAACAAGCUAAAUGUAACACCUUGUUAUUCAACUGCCAGUGGGCCUGCAAAGUCAGAAGUUGAAGAUAUUGUCAAGAAGAGUGCAGAUGAUACUACUCUGAAUGAGAAUCAUAUCUUGAAGGUACAAGACUUGACAAGAGAUGUCAAAUCUUCAGUUUCACCUGAUAAAACCUCUGAAUUCUCAGGAGAUGGUGUCCCAGUUGGCUGUAGUGACUUGUCAAGAGAUGUCAAAUCUUCAGUUUCACCUGAUAAAACCUCUGAAUUCUCAGGAGAUGGUGUCCCAGUUGGCUGUAGUGACUUGUCAAGAGAUGUCAAAUCUUCAGUUUUACAUGAUAAAACCUCUGAAUUCUCAGCAGAUGGUGUCUUAGACGACUGUAGAGACUUGCCAGGAGAUGCCAAAUCUUCAGUUUCACCUGAUAAAACCUCUGAAUUCUCAGCAGAUGGUGUCCUAGACGACUGUAGAGACUUGCCAGGAGAUGCCAGGCCUCCAGUGUUAUGUUAUAAAACCUCAGCAGAUGGUGCCCUGGAUGACUGUGGUGAUGCCCCUGUUCUGUCUCUGGGGAGAGAUGGUUUGUGUAGUACAGAUGUUUCAGCUAACAAUAGUGUGAUCACUUAUCAAGUUUCUCCAGAGAUUUCUAGAGAAGGUCAUCGGACAGAAGGUGGUCACUUUGUAAAUUGCAAGUCAUUAGAUGUGGAUCAUGUUUUGACGAAUAGUUGUCACGUUGAAGUUCCAGUUGAGAAUUCAGAUGAAAAUCAUCCCAGAUCUCCUCCGAUCAAUGUGACUAUGAUAAAUAGUGGAGAAUAUGAUGAACAGACAACAUGCACUACCUCACAGACUGAUUGUUCGUCUCACCAGUUGUCUCACAUUCAUAAUUCACAAGUGAAACUGAAAGGGGAUUGUAGUAGUGUAUGUAAUGGACGAGAAAAUGCAUCAAGUGAAAGCUGUAACCAGUCAGAAAUGUAUGAAGCUUGCAGCAAUCUGGGACAGAAUCUGAUAAGUUUGUACCUGGAAGAGUGGGGAUCGGACCAGGAUAUAAUGGUGUCAGGUCGCACUUUCAAAACUCACAAGUGUAUUCUGGCAGCAAGGAGUCCAUACUUUUCCGCAAUGUUUGGUGGAUCGUGGAGAGAGAGUGAUAACGACUGCAUCAAGCUGGAGGGUAUAUCGCCCACUGUGUUUGAACAAGCUCUGCUGUAUCUGUACGGAGGUGUUAUAGAUAUCAACAAGGCUUGUUCUCUAUUGGAACUCCUUCUCGUGGCGGAUAUGUACGGAAUAGAAGGACUUAAAGAUGUCGUUGGCUUUCAUCUUCGGAAAGAAUACUGUCACUUCUUUCACAAACCAUGUUCCGUGUGCACGACGACCCUGGCGGAUGCGUUGAUGCUGUCUGUGUCGUUUGGUCUCGAUGAUGUUAAACACCGAUGCCUCAAGUCUGUGUGGAAGUUCUUCACCAAGUUCUGGUCGACCAAGGCGUUUGCCGGUCUGUCGGAGGACGUUCUCGAGCUCACCUGUGAUUACAUUGCGUCUCAACUGACAGAGAAAACUGUGAUAGAGACUAUUCUUGAAUGUCACAAGUUGAGUGACAGCCUGCCGCGGGUCAAGUGGGCGGAGCCUGUACUGCACUGGACGACCAAGUUGUUGGAGCUGUCUAUUGAAUACACCAGUGAACACUUCGUUGAUGUCGUCAGCUCAGAACAGUUCCUUUCUUGGGGAAAGAAGGCAGCCUGGAGCCGUAGCUUCUUGGAUGAGAUAUUCCGCACAGUGAUAGAUUCCUUGCCCACAGAGAAAGCAUGUGGAUCGUAUCGAGCUCUGCUUCGCCUUCACGAGUUCAACACUAGUCUGGAAAGCGAUAUUUAUGGAGAGGAUGUGACCUGUCUACUCCAGAGUCUGAUCUCUCACUGUGAGACGUACAUCAAAGUCUACAUCCACCAGGUGACCCAGACAGCCGAGUGGCCUCUCCUGCCCGAGGAAGUCAAAACCAAGAUCCUACAAAAUUCUUCAUUUGUGUGUAUUGAUCCAUGUGAGAAAGGACGAGGGACAAUGCCAGUUGGCCAAAAAAGUAAAGUAUCUGCAGCCGUUAUCCAAGCACUGAGAGAAGACCACUCGUUCAGACAGAAGAGAACUGUAUUUGACAAAACCAGAAAAGCUUCCGAGAAGACAUCAAACAAGAGGGUUCCAAAUGUUGACAGAAAGCCAGCUGCCUCUAGUCCAAGACAAAAACUGUCACACCAAACCUCUGACUCUUUUGCUGAAAGUAAACUUUCAGAGAAAAAGAUUAAGAAAAAUGGUAUUAGUGCACAGUCUCAAAAUAUUUCUUCUUCAUGUGAUAAUAACAAACUGGUAAAUGGAUGUAGUAAGACACAGACUCAAGGCAGACAUCUUAGGUUAGCAUCUCCAAGGAUUGAUGAGAAAACUCUUAACCCUGAAUCACAGACUGAAGAGUCAUUGGACCAGUCUCAGGGUGCUGUGGGUUCUGCUGGUUCUAAAACAUCACGGUCCAGCUUAAGACAUCCUAACCCUGAAUCACAGACCGAAGAGUCAUUGGAUCAGUCUCUGGGUGCUGUGGGUUCUGCUGGUUCUAAAUCAUCCCGGUCUGGUUUAAGACAUGCACAGAGUACUGGAAGUCUUCAUUUACGGCCACUCAGUGUUGUCGUCCCGGGCAACAGAAGUCUGUCCACAGAAAACAUUGAUGUUGACGCAUGGGGGUUCACUCGUAAACCAGUUUCUUGCCACACUUUAGAGACACUGGUCCCACUAUUUGAAACUAUGUUUUGUAAACCUUGUGAUUUAGGUGAAUUUUAGACAGUUUUUGACAGUUACUUAUGAUGUGUUAUGUUUAUGCAGUGUUGCUCCAAAGGCUCAAAGGUAAUUGACACUUACGUGUAAUUAUUAUUUAAGAAUUGUACACCAAGCUUUCUUUAAAUGUUUCAUCAUUUAUCUGCGACUGGGUACAGAGCAAGUGGCCCCUACUAUUUUAUAAGGUGAUAUUGAUUUUGCUGCAAAGACAAUAAUAUAGCAAAGUUGAUUUGGCUGAUCAAAGCAAAAUGUUUUAUAUCUUUGUCUGGACAAUUAUGGCCUGAUAUAUAAGGAUAUUAUUACAUAUUGAUUGUUGUUGAGAAACCUCAUAUUGUUCUCCAUUCCUACACGUACAUGUACCUUCAUCAGACAAAGCCAGUAUACUAUAUACUUAACCUGUUAUUCAUAAGACAAAGCCAGUAUCCUAUAUACUUAACCUGUUAUUCAUAAGACAAAGCCAGUAUACUAUAUACUUAACCUGUUAUUCAUAAGACAAAGCCAGUAUUCUAUACAGUUAACCUGUUAUUCAUAAGACAAAACCAGUAUCCUUUAUACUUAACCUGUUAUUCAUAAGACAAAACCAGUAUCCUUUAUACUUAACCUGUUAUUCAUAAGACAAAACCAGUAUCCUUUAUACUUAACCUGUUAUUCAUAAGACAAAACCAGUAUCCUUUAUACUUAACCUGUUAUUCAUAAGACAAAGCUAGUAUCCUAUACAGUUAACCUGUUAUUCAUAAGACAAAGCUAGUAUCCUAUACAGUUAACCUGUUAUUCAUAAGACAAAGCCAGUAUCCUAUAUACUUAACCCGUUAUUCAUAAGACAAAGCCAGUAUCCUAUACAGUUAACCUGUUAUUCAUAAGACAAAGCUAGUAUCCUAUACAGUUAACCUGUUAUUCAUAAGACAAAGUUAGUAUCCUAUACAGUUAACCUGUUAUUCAUAAGACAAAGCUAGUAUCCUAUAUGAUUAACCUGUUAUUCAUAAGACCAAGCUAAUGUUCUAUACAAUGAACCUGAAUUAGACAAAGCUACAGGUAAUACCCUAUACAAUUAACAAUCAACAACUGUCCAUUUGGUGAAGCACUAAAUAGUUCAGUUUCCAUUUGUUAAUUAAUAUCUCAAUAACAUUUUACUUAGUUGGAUUUCUUUUCUAUUGCACACGUUAAUAAUGCAUAAAACUACUGGGGUUUUUACUCAAAAUUAAAAGAUAUCCAUCAUUAUCUGUCUGACAUAUCUUGAAGAAUUUUGGGUAUUCAUUGCCAGAUAAUUGCUGUUUAUCUGAUUUUACUACAUCCAAGUAUGUCAUCCCCUCUAUCUAAAUAGCAGUGAUUGUGUGUUGGUUGACAGGUGCAUGUCAAUUCUUAUUGUUAUGGUUCUUUGAUCUAUGGCUGUGAUGUAGUAAAGUGAUGAAGUAAUAUAUUCUUUCCUCUUCUCUUUUUCCUCACAUUCAUAUAUUGUGUUUCUAGAGAAACACCUGAGUUGAGACAAGUCACGUCACGAUUUCCCUCCCUAUCAUUGCCUCAUGUUUUUUGUUGCCUAAAAGACUGUAUAUGUGCUGUCUUUGGUGAAGUGCUUGUAAAAGAUACCUUGCUAGUUUUUGGAAAGAGUAGUUUGUUCGUUUGCGCAUGCUCUUGCUUUCUCUCUCUCUCUUUCUCUCUCUCUCUCUCUCUCUCUCUCUCUCUCUCUCUCUCUCUCUCUCUCUCUCUCUCUCUCUCUCUCU
Messenger RNA from Gigantopelta aegis, 4578 nucleotides. RefSeq lists its product as uncharacterized. The record is from RefSeq and is a predicted model, not a curated record. NCBI's taxonomy places the organism in Eukaryota, Metazoa, Mollusca, Gastropoda, Neomphalida, Peltospiridae. Gene Ontology annotation, molecular function: protein binding. The transcript has 9 exons. Bases 2 to 2866 code for a protein of 954 amino acids.